This is a messenger RNA of Loa loa (African eye worm), 426 nucleotides long. RefSeq lists its product as hypothetical. Lineage: Eukaryota; Metazoa; Nematoda; Chromadorea; Rhabditida; Onchocercidae. The record is from RefSeq and is a predicted model, not a curated record. The transcript has 2 exons. The coding region runs from base 119 to 268 and encodes 49 amino acids.
GAUACGUCGUUGCUUACGUUGGCGCUUCCAAAGGAAUGAAUUUCUGCGACGUUUAUAUGACUUACUUACAUUUGUUGUCACAAAGAUCGCUUUAUCUUAUGCAUCAUAUCCAUUUGUGAUGUUACACCUCGGACCCGGCCUAUACUUUUACAGGCAAAUGUAUUUUUUCCUACACUUCUCUGCACUUUUUGCUAUACUUCUCUUGCCUCGAAUAUUGCCUCCAGAAUCAAAACCAAUUCAAAUUGGUGAUGUGAAGAAAUCAUCAUAAUCAGAUCUGUCAUACACUCAUUAUGGACCUUAUUUUGUCGCAUUUUUCUUGGAUGAAGCACACUGAAUAUUGUUCAAGUUAGGAGUACUAGACAGUGAUAUAAUAUCCAAAAAUAAAAAACCUUAGUCUUUGAAACGGUUUUAUUUCAUCGUUACAGC